Spodoptera exigua (beet armyworm) is the source of this 2007-nucleotide messenger RNA. NCBI's taxonomy places the organism in Eukaryota, Metazoa, Arthropoda, Insecta, Lepidoptera, Noctuidae. The record is from the annotation of a GenBank genome assembly.
AGAGAUGGAAAUCGUGCCCGAAGGGAAAAACUUUCGAUUGGUUACAGAAGAAGAGCUCCCAGCGGUGGCCGAUAUCUUAGUGCAGUAUAUGCCUGAAUCACUAAAGUUUCACCAAACGAUUCAAACAUAUCUAAACAACAAGGUGUGGGACUUCCAUUUUUAUGUAGCGAAGAAUUGGCCCGAGGACCCGAUCUGUCUACAUUUCCCCGGCUGUACAAGUACGCCGAACCAAACCACAUAUGAAAGCGUGACAGUAUUUUGUCCAUCGGAGCGCGUAGAGCUGGUGGACCUUCUGACGACAGAGGACAUUCUCCUUGACCUCACCCAGCCAUUGUACCUGAACUUCACUCACGAAGCCAUCGUAAACCGCUUCGAGAAGCACUAUGAAGCGCACGACAAGAUUACUGGCGAUGUCUACGUCUGUGAUAACCCACCUCAAGAUGACAGUACUGAAGGACUGCCACCGGACGUGGAGUUAGUUCGCUUGCAGCCCGAGCACAUGAAGGCGGUUCACGACCUGUACCCGGCCAGCGACAUAGAAUGCCGCGAAGUUUUCGAGAAGCUGGUCGCCGAACUGCCAGCUUACGGCAUUUUCGUCGAAGGAGAGUUAGCUGCUUGGAUGGUCCAGUCGUACUACGGCGCUAUGUUCUCCAUGCAAACUAGGCCCGAAUUCCGCAGGAAAGGCUACGGUAUAUACUUGGCCCGCCGUCUUACCAAAGAGGUAGCAGCCCGCGGCUACAAACCCUUCGUCGUCAUUCGUCCGGAGAACGACGCGUCCCGGUCUCUGUACACGAAGCUCGGCUUCGAGAAACGUUUCCGAACGGUGCGCGCCGUUUUGCGUCCCCGCUAACGCGUUAAAGUUGAUCACUAGCAGAUUUUAUUUUUUUAAGACUUUUGAAUAAAAUCAAUUUAGCUUGCGAUCUUUGAUCGCCUAGAGAAUUUUAGUAGUAGCUUUAAGAUGGGGCGGCUAGUGCUCUCGGUCCGACCCGAGUCGAUAUGACAAGUGAUAGCUCCGUUGUGGCGUUUGUACGAGCCAGCGACAGGUCAUGUCAGCCCUCGUCUCUUCUGCCAAUCAAAAUACUUCAAGGAUUCCUGAUGAUUGGUAUAAAUCCGGCUCCGAGUACAAGCACACUUAGACUUUCUAUACAUAGGGCCUCUGCGAUAAUUAAUUUUCAGCCGUUAGCGUUUUUAAUCUCCUAGUAUCUACUUCUUGAUAAUGACAACGAAUGGCUUUCUUGUUGGGCGUUACAUACAAGUUUGCAUACAUUUUGAUACGUAUAUAGCUGAUGCCUCAUCACGCUUCCAGUCAGAUUCGAGAGCUGUAGCCGUUGCUGCGUUCUCUGGCGCUAGCCUAGUAACUGAUCUCAAAAUACUGAUGUUCACUAUACUUUGAAAUCUGGCAUUUAAAGAUCUAUAAGCCUCGUCACUGGUUAGGCUACGUAGAGGUUGAGACAUAUGACCAUCAGUAAAAAAAUUAAAACAUUCCUUCUAGUAUUAAGACAAUAAGUUAUUUAUGUUACAGAAUAUGUACCUACUGUGUGACGCAGGGUUAAGGUAUCUUUACGUGUGUCGGAUAUCCAAGAUUUGUGAACCGGGUCAUACUCAUUUAGGCGAACGCUUCAUUACCACUCGUUGAUCGAGCGGAAACUAUUCUGUCUCAUGGUUUAUAAAAUUUUUGGGACCCGUUAUGAUCUGUGUGAUAAAAAAAUGUUAGAGUUUAACAUUGGACUACUUGAAAAUGUAUAAAAGUACAUGAGAAAGAAAGGUUGCCGACGUUGCACCCAGUUUGCACAAUUCGACGAAUUUUAUCAAGCACCUUUUUAAAAUGAACAAACGCGACGAAUGAUCAAAAAAUUAAAAAAGUAAAAAAAAAAACGUUAAACAUUUUAAUUUCUUAACUAUAAAUCAACAGGUGGGACUGUUAAGCAAUGGGAGGAUAUGACGAUUACUUUUAAUUUUAAGUUUAAAAAUGUGAUUUGCGAAUCAAAUAAUCAAAAAACAAUAAAU